UUUGAUCGUCUGCAAUUCUCCUUUCUGUGCGCUCCAAAUGGCUUCUGCGACCGGAAUCCCACCCACUGCCGCCGCGGCGCGCGGCCAGGCUGAAGAGGAGCCGCUUCUUGGGCGGAGAGGCGAUGCCAGUCAGAUGCAGGGGCAGCCGCUCUAUCACAACCUGUGGAUUGGCACUGCUCCCAUUGGGCAAGCCGGCAUCUGGAUUCUCGCCGCCAUUGUCUGGGGCGCCAUCUUCUCCAACAAACUCAUCUUCUUCUCCGGACAUCCGCUCCUCAACUCCGCCGGCUUCCUCCUCGCCAUCCAAGCAGCCCUCAUCCUGCAGCCGACGCACACGCCCGAACAAAAGCGCGCAGGAACCCUCGCGCACUUUCUCUUCCACGCCGUCGGCGUCUCCGCGCUCACCGCGGGCCUCGUCAUUAUCGAAAUCAACAAAGCCGGCCCCGGCCACGAGCACUUUGCCUCUGCCCACGCGCGCCUCGGCCUCGCCUUCUACGUCCUCGUGUACAUCCAGUCGCUCGUUGGCUUCACACAGUACUAUGUGCCCCAGCUGUAUGGCAGCACGGAAAAGGCAAAGGCCAUUUACAAGUACCAUCGUAUUGCGGGGUACCUAAUUGCUGUUGUGGGUCUUGCGACCAUUUCUGCGGCCACGUGGACGACGUAUAAUAUUUAUGUUGCGCAUAUUCAGCAUUGGGGUGUCGUUGUGGCUAGUGUGCUGGUGCUGGUGGGUGUUGUGCCGAGGAUUAGGUUGAGUAAGUUGGGGUUGAGGAGGUAGAGUGAUUGAUUGGGAGGGGUUUAGGUAGGUGGGAAUCAGGGCUGCGUAGGUUAGGGUGGAUGUGUUGACGACGAGGCGGGGGUCGUGGUGGAGGUCGUGGCCAUGAUCAUGGUAGUGGGUAAAGGAAAAAGGAAGCCUGGGUAAAGGGGCAAAUGGGAAACGUGAUUCUGUAGUCUAUGCAUGUAGAUACUCGCAAUGUUCUUCUUUUUUUUUGUUAAAUACAUGCUUGGAAUCAUAUAUGCGUAGUAAAUAAA
Messenger RNA from Exserohilum turcica Et28A, 1026 nucleotides. RefSeq lists its product as uncharacterized. Gene Ontology annotation, molecular function: transmembrane monodehydroascorbate reductase activity. The coding region runs from base 38 to 772 and encodes 244 amino acids. The record is from RefSeq and is a predicted model, not a curated record. NCBI's taxonomy places the organism in Eukaryota, Fungi, Ascomycota, Dothideomycetes, Pleosporales, Pleosporaceae. The transcript is spliced from 4 exons.